Messenger RNA from Hypoxylon fragiforme, 750 nucleotides. RefSeq lists its product as uncharacterized. Lineage: Eukaryota; Fungi; Ascomycota; Sordariomycetes; Xylariales; Hypoxylaceae. The coding region runs from base 225 to 587 and encodes 120 amino acids. The transcript has a single exon. The record is from RefSeq and is a predicted model, not a curated record.
CUACGUCAUUAUUCUGUGCCCCAAUGAUGAAUUUAUUUAGCCAUGUUUUAUUAGGUUAGCAGUUUAAUAGUGAUCAUCACCAACUUCGCAGUAAUCAUCACAUAGCCUAUUCACACAUACCUAUUCUACCUCCACUGUCAAUCUUGAACACUUUCGAAAUUGCCAUCACACUUCUACUAGCCCACUCCAGAAUACAUCUCAUUUCGUAUUUUACCAAAGUAGCCAUGUCCAGAUUCGUAGACGAUGUCAAGACCGGUCUCAAGGGCAUUCGCGGCGCAGGCGAUGCCAUCCGAGGCCAAGCGCUUGAAGCAACAGAUCAAGUGUUCGACAACAACCCGCGCCACCCACAAACCCAAGCAUCCCAGAUAAAGAACCGUACUAUCGCGGACAAGGGAAAGCAAGACAUCGCACAUAUGGACAAUAUGAUUGCGCGCAGGGAAGUGGAACAUGAGAACAAAAAUGCUAUCAGGGGGAAGGGAGUCAACUCAGCGCAUCACCCAACUACGACUACUACAACCACCACCACAACAACAAGAGAAUCAAAUGCGCCCGCCCAUCCUACGACUGCGAAUGGGACGUACUAUUAGUAGGGACCUAUUGUAAAUUAAGCUUGGGGAAGAACUGGUUGUAUGAUUGUGGGAAAGAAACGAACGGAAUGAGUUAUGCGAUUGGCUUGGCACGACAAGGGAAAAGACUUUCAUAAAGCAUUUUAAACCUCCUCAAAGAGGUCAACGUAUUAUUCUUUUCACU